Messenger RNA from Protopolystoma xenopodis, 561 nucleotides. Lineage: Eukaryota; Metazoa; Platyhelminthes; Monogenea; Polystomatidea; Polystomatidae. The record is from the annotation of a GenBank genome assembly.
AUGGUCGGAUUUGAGGGCUUCGGCGGUCUGUAUCGUGGUUUAACUCCUCAGCUAGUUGGUGUGGCGCCCGAGAAGGCCAUUAAGCUGACCGUGAAUGACCUUGUAAAGGAUAUCUUCACUAAUUACGAAGGCGAGAUUCCUUUGUGGGCAGAAAUCCUAGCCGGUGGUACUGCCGGUGGAAGUCAGGUUAUCUUCACGAAUCCACUUGAGAUUGUAAAGAUUCGCUUGCAAGUGGCUGGAGAGAUUGCCUCAACCAAAAGGAUAUCUGCUCUCUCGGUGAUCAAGGAACUUGGUAUUUUUGGCCUCUACAAGGGCUCUCGUGCUUGCUUUUUGCGUGAUAUCCCUUUCUCAGCUAUCUACUUCACCGCUUAUUCACAUCUGAAGAAGCUAUUUGCUGACGAAAACGGCUACAACUCGCCGUAUACUCUGCUCCUAGCGGCCACAUUAUCCGGCGCCCCUGCUGCAUCGCUUACCACUCCUGCUGAUGUCAUCAAAACCCGACUUCAGGUAAUUAUAAUGAAUCGUAUCAUUUGUCUUUCUGAAUCCACUUCCAAACAUUAA